This is a messenger RNA of Amorphotheca resinae ATCC 22711, 414 nucleotides long. RefSeq lists its product as hypothetical. The transcript has 2 exons. NCBI's taxonomy places the organism in Eukaryota, Fungi, Ascomycota, Leotiomycetes, Helotiales, Amorphothecaceae. The coding region runs from base 76 to 414 and encodes 112 amino acids. The record is from RefSeq and is a predicted model, not a curated record.
CAUUAUUUUUCCUGCAUUACAGACGACUCUCAACUCCCCGUCAUUCAAGAACAACAUAAAUAACACGACCUCAAAAUGCCCUCCCGAGGCAACCCUAACGUUCCAAACAAGCAAAGGCGUGUUGCAUCCAGGAGAAAGGUGCAAAAGCAGAAAGCACUUAACAGGGUCAGCAAGAACGCCCGAGGGACCGCAAAGAGCUCUGUCCUAUAUCCUACGAGCGGACCUCUCGCACCAAUUUCCAAGAAGAAGGCCAGGAAGUUGGAGACGGCAGCCAAGUUGGCGAGGAAGAGAGCUAUCGAGAAGGCUAUGGAGCAAGAGGGAGAGGUUCAGAUGACUGAUGCGCCGGACGUUACGAAGAAGGCACCAGCAAAGAGCCAGUCAAAGGAGGAAUCAAUGGAUGUUGAUAUAUCAUGA